UGAGAGGAGUUCCCGCUCUGCAGCCUGUAACGAAGCUAACGAGCAUGAAGCUAACAGGCUAUGCUAACAGGCUAACAUGCUCUAAUGUUUUACUUUUACUGCAUUUAUCUUAUUAAAGAUCAGGACAGCAUCCUGGAGCCGCUGUGUUUCCCGGACUCGUCUCCCGGUUCCGUCGGUCCUCAGCGGUUCGGCUCUGAGCUGCUGGUUUGUCUGUUCUGCUCUGAGUCCGUCCCCCUGCAGCAGAAGGACGUCCUCCUCAAACACCUGCUGCUGGAGCACAAGCUGGUCAUCGCAGACGUCAAGCUGGUGGCAGACCUCCCAAAGUACGUGUCGUACUGGAGAGGAAGGUUCUUGGAGCAGCCCAUCACAGAUUUCUGCAGCGUGAUCAAGACGAACUCCAACGGACCGGUCGAGAAGCAGGAGGACUACUUCCUGCUGUGUGACGUCCUUCCAGAGGACCGAGUCCUCCGAGAGAAUCUGCAGCAGAAACGACUGGAGGAGGUUCUGGAGCAGCAGCAGCAGGAGAGAGACGACAGCAGCUUCAGUCGUCUCUGCAUGUUCUGCAGCGAGGAGUUCACUGGAAACAGGUCGUCUCUGCUGAACCACAUGGCCAGAGAACAUUCCUUCAGCAUCGGGCUGCCGGACAACAUCGUCUACUGCGACCAGUUUCUGGACACUCUGCAGAGCACACUGGACAAUCUGCAGUGUCUUUACUGUGAGAAAACCUUCAGAGAUAAAACCACGCUGAAGGAUCACAUGAGGAAGAAAGCUCACCGCCGCAUCAACGCCACCAACCACGUGUACGACCGCUUCUACGUCAUCAACUACCUGGAGCUGGGGAAGACGUGGGAGGAGGUGCAGAGUGAGGACGACCGGGAGAUGGUGGACGAGGAGGAGGAGGAUGAUUGGUCGGACUGGCGGUCUCAUCCGGUCUCUGCUGUUUGUCUCUUCUGUGAUCAUCAGUCAGAGACGAUGGAGCAGAUCUACACACACAUGAAGGAAGCUCACGGCUUUGAUCUCCACAAUCUGAGGACGGAGCUCAACCUCCGAUUCUACCAGCAGGUCAAACUGGUGAACUUCAUCCGGCGGGAAAUCCACCAGAGCCGCUGCUACGGCUGCCAGGAGAAGUUUGAGUCCAGAGAGGCCGUCCUCCGACACAUCGAGGUCGAAGGUCACGGGAUGAAGCUGCCGGAUAUGUCGACCUGGAACCAGCCACAGUAUUACUUCCCCACGUACGAGAACGACGCCCUCCUGUGCACGCUGUCCGACAGCGACGACGAGAGCAGCGAGACGCAUCUCAGAGAGGACGUCCCGGUCAUCGCUGAGGACAUCUCCAACCUCAGAGCGCUGAGACAGAGCAGCGUCCUCAACCAGCUGCUGAGGAACAGAAGCUCCUGCAGCUAGAACACGGACAGAUGUUUGAGGAACCGGAUGGACGGACUAAACUCUUCCUCAUCGGACAACUUGUCCUCUGUGCACUUAAACAACGCUCUGCUAAAAACAGAUCAUUCCACUCUGAACGUGCACUUUAGAAGCCAUCAGAAGUGCUGACUCAGCUGCAACUCAACAUUUUAUAUGCUAAUAAUUUCCCAUUCAAACAACCAGAUGCAUUUACUUUUAUGUUAUAUUCAGUUUAUUACUUAAAGUACAAUUUUUUUUCUAUUGCAAAUUCAGAAAAACAACAACCCGUACUGCAUGAAAGUGCAAACUCAUGACACCAAAGUAACACAACCCUGAUCUGUGACACACAAGAACAGAAACCAAAAAGCAUCAUUUAUCUGUGUAAUAAACGUUGUGUCUGUCUA
This is a messenger RNA of Anoplopoma fimbria (sablefish), 1805 nucleotides long. It is a transcript of the gene znf277, whose product is annotated as zinc finger protein 277. The transcript has 12 exons. Bases 85 to 1404 code for a protein of 439 amino acids. The record is from RefSeq and is a predicted model, not a curated record. NCBI's taxonomy places the organism in Eukaryota, Metazoa, Chordata, Actinopteri, Perciformes, Anoplopomatidae.